Molecule: messenger RNA, 5402 nt
Organism: Chiloscyllium plagiosum (whitespotted bambooshark)
Lineage: Eukaryota; Metazoa; Chordata; Chondrichthyes; Orectolobiformes; Hemiscylliidae
Gene: ppil2
Product: peptidylprolyl isomerase (cyclophilin)-like 2
Biological process (GO): protein polyubiquitination; protein folding; protein peptidyl-prolyl isomerization
Cellular component (GO): catalytic step 2 spliceosome
Molecular function (GO): peptidyl-prolyl cis-trans isomerase activity; ubiquitin protein ligase activity
Source: RefSeq, a predicted model, not a curated record
CCCAUAUUACAGGCGAACCGGUUGUCAGGCAGUGAGCGCAGUUCCGGCGCCAGGAGCAGUUGUUUGAAGUUGGAGUUUGUUUGUGGCAGCGGAUCCGGACGCCAUGGGGAAGAGGCAGCACCAGAAAGAUAAAAUGUACAUUACCUGUACAGAAUAUACAAAUUUCUAUGGUGGCAAGAAAGCAGUUAUUCCACAAGCAAACUUCCGCCGCCUGCCCUUCGACCACUGCAGCUUAUCUCUUCAACCUUUUGAGUACCCUGUAUGUACCCCUGAUGGAAUGGUGUUUGAUCUCCUGAGUAUUAUUCCAUGGAUAAAGAAAUUUGGAACUCAUCCAACCACUGGCGAGAAAUUGGAUGUUAAAUCACUCAUCAAACUGACCUAUCACAAAAACAGUGAAGGAAAGUACCAUUGUCCAGUGAUGUACUCUGUCUUCACAAACAACUCACAUAUAUUGGCUAUCAAGACGACUGGAAAUGUCUAUUCACAUGAGGCUGUGGAGCAACUGAACAUUAAGACCAAGUGUUUCAAAGAUCUCCUUAACGAUGAGCCCUUCAAAAGGGAAGAUAUCAUCACGUUGCAGGAUCCAUCCAAUGUGGACAAGUUUAAUGUUUCAAACUUUUUCCAUGUCAAAAAUGACCUGAAGGUGCCUGAUCCAGAGGAGGAGAAAGCAAGAUCAGACCCGUCAUACUAUCUCAAAGCCACCAGUCUGGAACUGAAGGAGACUUUGAGUGAGCUGUACAGAGAUUAUAAGGGAGAUGAAAUCUUGGCAUCUAUCAUGAAAGAACCAGAACAGAAGAAAGUGGAUAAAAUAAAUGCGGCACAUUACUCUACAGGAAAAGUCUCUGCUUCUUUCACAUCUACAGCAAUGAUGCCAGAAACUACGCAUGAAGCAGCUGCAAUUGAAGAUGACCAGGUUCGUUAUCGCUACGUCAAAAAGAAGGGAUAUGUCCGACUCCACACAAACAAGGGGGAUCUGAACCUGGAGCUGCACUGUGAGAUGACUCCAAAGGCAUGUGAAAAUUUCAUCAAGCUCUGCAAAAAGGGAUAUUAUGAUGGAACAAUCUUUCAUAGAUCAAUCCGAAACUUUAUGAUUCAAGGAGGUGAUCCCACUGGUACAGGCACUGGUGGAGAGUCAUACUGGGGAAAACCUUUCAAGGAUGAGUUCAAACACAACCUCUCGCAUUCAGGGCGAGGUAUCCUCAGCAUGGCCAACUCGGGACCCAACACCAACAAGUCGCAGUUCUUCAUUACAUUCCGCUCAUGUGUCUAUCUGGACAAGAAGCACACAGUGUUUGGAAGAGUUGUUGGUGGUUUUGAGACCUUGACAGCUAUGGAGAAUGUGGAGAGUGAUGUAAAGACCGACCUGCCAAAGGAAGAGAUCAAAAUUGAGAGGACAGCAGUGUUUGUGGAUCCUUUUGAAGAAGCAGAUGUUUUGAUCGCCGAAGAACGUGAGAAAGCUCGGAACGAGGAGGAAGAGGAAAAGGCCAAAGCAAUGCCAGUUGUGCCUAAAAGUAGUUCAAAUGAUGGCCCAAAAAUCUACCGGCAAGGUGUUGGGAAAUACAUUAACAUGGCAGCUACAAAACGAGUGGCAGUGGAUCAAGAUAGUAGCCCGUCCACCAGCAGCAGCAGCAAAAAGAUUAAAGGGAUUACUGGUUUUGGUAACUUCAGCUCAUGGUAGAACUGAAGCAAUCUGCAAAUGAAGAGACCAGCAGCAGACAGCAGUGUUGGCACUCAACUCGACAAGAUUUCUUUCACAUUCAAAAGACCUAUAAGAUCAAAGGUUUCCAAAGAAGUGACUGAUAUUCAAUGUAAAGUUCUCUUUCUGCAAUAAGUAAAUGUAGUGAGGUAGUGAAGUAUAAUGUUAAAGUUUCCAUUUUUAGUGUAUAUGAGAGUGUUGCAUUUGUUUCCUUGAUGAUGGACCAGGAUCUGCAUAUUGUUGCAAUCUGCCGAUGCUAUGACUAGUUAUCAUUUCUCUUUUUAUUAAAAAAACAUAAAUUUUCUUCAUGUUGCUCCAAUUAAACUAACAUGUUUCUUAGCUGAGAUGAUUCAUCCUGCUGUUUGGUGGUGCGAUCCUGUUGAGUUCAGACUUUCUCAUAUGGAAGCUAAGCAGAUGUAAAAGGACAUGUGUUUGUUUCCAUUGCAGUGAGUAACUCUGGCACUGCCUCUGACCGGACGACUCAAAUAAAGCUCAUUUUACUUUCAUAAAAUGAUUGAAACAUUACAGAGUGCUCUUCCUGCUCCAGUAACUUCUGCCGCUUUGCUAAGGACUAAACAAAGCUCAACGUGAGUACUGUGGCUACAAUAAAAGGACUUUAGUCAUCAAAAUGGUCUAAUCUACAAUGUGUUGAGGCAGGAAAUGGCUCACUUGAAUUAAUUUGAGUGGAGACCCGGCUGUUCUGCUGCUUCAACAGGCCCCAACAGUGAUGUUGAAUUUGACGCAGAAGUACCCAGUUGGGUAAGAUUGAAAAUACUUAUGAGGUGGGACCUAGAUAUAAGAUGAACUAAUAUUUCUUUUCCCCCUCAUUUCCUACUGAGAACAGAGGACAUUGUAUGCUUGUUAAUCAGAAGGCUUAUUUUCUGCAAACAUGGAAUUGGAGUUAGCAAUAACAUUAGAUUGCUUGGGAAAGGACUCAAAUCUGAAUCAUCCCCAAAUUUUCAUGUACAAGUGGUCACAGUGAUUUGUAUAUUUAUUUUUGAUGCAUCUUGUCUAAUUGUUAUCAUUGUAUUAAAAUACAGCUCCAGUUAACUAGCAUUUCAGUCUCUAACCGAGAAACUUGCAAAUUCCUUCAGAACAGUAAAUCCAUUGCCUUUGGUUUGGAUUAAAAACUGAGGAAUAAGUUUAAAGUUUACUAAAUGCCACAUUGCCCAUCCUAGUCACCGAUAGGUAGUGGGAGGACUGAUUCAAAACAUUGCAUUCCUGAAAUGUUUUUGCAGUGCUGUUAGGCAGGGUAUUCCUGCACAUUAAACCAGUGACAGUGAAGAGAUGCAUCUGUUUGUUAAUGUCAGAAUGUUGUGUCUUGAAGAGGUGAGAGGAGUGUGGUGCUGUUUCCCCAAUAUUGCCGCUCUUUAACAGCUGAAGUAACAGGAAAGAACUGCUGUCAAAGAUACCUGGGUGAGCAAAUGUGAAUUCUGUUGAUCAUAAUACAGCUAUACUGAAAAGGUGGAUGCUUUCAUUCUGACUCCCAUGGACCUCAGCUUCUUUUAAGAUCCUUAGUACCACAUUUACUGAAUUGCUAACUUGACAUUAAGGACAGCUACUCCUACCUCUCCUGCCAAAUAAUGUUUACUUUCAUGUCUGGAUCCAUCUGGUGACUGGAUUCAGUGAGCUGGUUAUUGGUGUCACUUGAUGGUGCUUUUAAGAAUUAAUCCUAACUCUCUUGAGAGGCGACUAAUAGCAGAAUAAUUAUUACCUGUUAUUUAUUGAAUAAGGACAUGCCCAGGCAAUCCUGCAAAUCAUCAGAUAACUGCCAGUGUCAUCUAGGCACUGAAAUAGCUUGGCUGGUAAACAGGGUAUUCAGCAUUACAACCAGAAUAUUGUCAGUAUCCUUGGCUGUGCCCAAUGAACUCAACAGCUUCCUAAUGUCAUAGAUAUGCCAAAUUUGUUAGGCAUUGGCAUUACAUAGUGGUUGAAGGGAUAGAGGCUUCGGGAGGAAGCUGAGCAGUUUGUCCAAUCACAGAUUCUUUAUCCUUCAGUUUUACUCAUACACUAGCUGUUAACAAUUGAGAAUAUUCAUGGGAUAUCAUGCUGGAUCACUUAAUAAAAGGUUAAUUCAUCUAAUUAACAAUUUUUACCAAAGACAUUAAUGUUAUAAUGCAAUACAAACUUGGAGAUGGACAAGCUUUAGUGUAUAUAAGCAUACAGCUGGUAGCAUUUCUGAUAAAUGCAUUACGUAGAUAGCCCUUCUGAGAAUUUGCACAUAUAUAGCUGCUAUUUGCAAUAGGCUUCAAUAUUAGAUUUUCACCUGUUGUCUGUACAGACCAAGCUGUCAAGCCAAGCAGAUUGACUGGACUCGAUCCCAAGCCAGGUAGACAGUCAUGAGCUGCUUCUUGAACUUGCCUCUUUGCAAAUAAUGCAAUCAUAAAGGUUCCCUACAAUAUGAAAAAGCAGUUAGCAGUAACUUAAGAUUUGAAAGUAUUCAUGUGCAAAAGUAUUAAAAUAUAUGCACAUGACAGAAACCCACUGUCAUAGACGCCUUAAAAAAAAAACCUCCUCCUGAAUCUGGAAUGUAAUGAACAACAAUCCAUGACACAAAACUAGCAAUAGGUAGCACUAGGUUGAUAGAUCAGUCACUAGCUAUGCCUGACCUGGAUCACAAGAUCUGGAUAACGUACUAAAAUUGUAUUCCCACCAUAAAUGAACAGAAAAGAAAUAAUUAAAUAAAUUUACAUUGGAAAGUAAUGUUAUAAUGAUCACACAUCAUAAAAUGCGAAUAAUAAUCUAUUUAGAGGAUUAAUUGAUUGGAAUUCUGUUUUGCACAUUGUCAAAGUAGUCAUUUAUGGAGCAGAAUUUCGAUUGCUGAGCUCUCAUCCUGAUGUUUUCCUUAGUAUAAGCAGAUAUUCCAUAAUAUAAAUCAGAGGGAGUCUCUUACUAUUCAUAUUUGGGACAUAAUUGCUGCUAGUAAGAUCAACAUUCAUUGCUGUUAUUAAUUGCCCUUGAGAAGGUGGUGGUGAGCUGCCUUCUUGGGCCAUUGCUGCCCAUUCCAGGUUUCUGAUGCAACAACAGUGAAGGACAGCGAUAUGGUUCCGAAUCAGAAUGAUAUGUGAUUUGGUAAGUAACUUUCCCAUGUUGGUGUUCUGAUGUAUCUCCUGCCUUUGUCCAUCUGAGUGAUAAAGAUUGGUUUGGAAGGUGUUAUCAAAAGAUUCUUGGCCAGUUGCUCAUUUCCAAAUUUUAGGUUUUUGGCGGUUCAUCUCGUUUCUGAUCUUUCACUUUUAUCCUAUUGUCGGAAAGGAUGUAAGCUCAUUGGGCUAAAUAACACUGCCUUUUAAACUUGGGACAGCCAUGUUGCACUGGAGAGGUGAAAGGGAGGUGAAGCAAACCACAUGUUAGAAGUUAGCUGAUACGGGUUUGAGGGGAUCACUUUAUAGAAGAGAAGCACUGCCAGUGUGGCACUAUUGGUAAGAGAGUGGGAAUCCAGCAUUGACACCAAAGAUUGAUAACACCAGCACCCUGUCUGUUGUGGACAAUAACGAGAACUUGGCAAUUUCAAAUCUUUGUCAGCUGCAGGGACUGCAGCACCAUGUACCUCUGUUUUGAGUACACAUAGGUAGCCUCAGCAGAAUCACAGAAUGUAUCCAUCAUGUACUUUGCUCUGUUACUGUGCCUGCAACUAACAACAUAAUUGUAUCUGAUUUCUGCCUAUUUUGAUUAAAAGUACUCAAGUCCCAACUUGGGUUGAAGCCUG